AUGAUGCUGUUACCACCUAUACGUCUGGCUAUCUGGGGCCCCUUACUUCUAUACAUCGGCCCCUCCAUCGCCACCCAGGUAGACCUCUCCCAGUAUGUGAAUCCAUUUAUAGGUUCCGAAGGCCCCGAGGCAGGCACUGCCUUCGGCGGAGGUGAUAUUUUUGUUGGUGGUGCGCUACCAUUCGGCGUAGCCAAAGUUGGACUUGACACGACUGCCGCAAACUGGACCACCGCCACUCUCAAUGGUGGGUGGACGCCCGAUGGAAAUGUCACUGGUAUCAGUAUGAUGCAUGAGAGUGGCACUGGAGGGUCGCCCAAGUAUGGGAUUGUCUCUCAAAUGCCAUUGACCUCUGUUGAGUUGCCUGUCAACGUACUUGAUAAUUUGACUUAUAGUCAACCAAGGGUUGGCAACGAUACUGCCAGAGUUGGCUAUUUCAAAACUCAUUUGGAGAACGGAAUUACCGUGGAAUUGUCAGCAUCGCGCCAUGCAGGGAUUAUGGAGUAUUCAUUCCCCGAGGGGGAGAAGCAUGUGCUGAUCGAUGUGUCUCACUAUCUACCUGGCUCUCCCGGGGAUUCUAAUUGCCAGUCAUUUGCCGGAGGCGAGAUACAGAUCGAGGCCAAUGGCAAAGCCUACAGUGGAUACGGAACGUAUGCUGGUGGAGCACCUUUCACGAUUUACUUUUAUGGAGAAUUCGCCAAUUCCCCUGAUCAUUCACAGACGUUUUCCGGGGUGAAUACAGACCCGAUGCCACGGUCCCAAGGUCUAGCCAAUGGCGGGAUGAGUGAGCCAAUGUUCACAAAUACUUCUAGCAAAGUGACCUCAGGCUUAAUGAACAACCGAGUCGGGUUGCUAUUUAGUUGGAAUGAUGGACCUGCUUCACACGUUACCUCGCGCGUCGGUAUUUCCACUAUCUCCGUUGACCGGGCACGCUCCUAUGUUCAAAAAGAGAUUCCAUCAUGGAAGCUUAAUGAUGCAGUAGCCGCUGCAGUGAAAGAAUGGAAUGAAGAUGUAUUCAACAAGGUCAAAGUCCCAUUGGGUAGUUCAGCCAACAUGACGCAUGUCAGACUGUUGUACAGCUCAUUGUACUUUAUCCAUCUCAUGCCUUCGGAUCGAACGGGCGAGAACCCACUCUGGGACUCGGGGGAGCCUUAUUGGGAUGACUUUUAUACCAUGUGGGACAUCUUCCGCUGCACAGUCAGCUUUUACCAUAUCUUCCAGCCCGAGUAUUAUGAGUCUAUGAUUCGAGGUCUGAUCGACAUCUGGAAGCACUCAGGGUAUAUGCCCGAUGGGCGUUCCGGAAACUGGAACGGAUUAGUUCAAGGUGGUUCCGAUGCAGACAAUGUACUGGCAGAUGCGUACGUCAAAGGUCUGCGAGGCGGAAUCAAUUGGACAGAAGGCUAUGCAGCGAUGAAAAGAGACGCAGAAGUUACACCAUACAACACCUUUGACCCAACCGACUUUUCAGCAAGCACGAAGGAAGGCCGUGGUGCGCUAGACGACUGGAAAGAGCUUGGAUUCGUAUCGCAAGAUCGGAAUACUCGCUGUAUCUCGCGCACAGUCGAAUACAGCCUCAAUGAUUUUGCAGUCAGCCAGGUUGCUGCUGGAGAGAUGCCCAGUGAUCAGGAAAAGUAUCUCAACCGGUCUGCGGGGUGGCAGAAUAUCUGGAAUACGGAUGUGAAGAGUUUGGGCUUUGAUGGAUUCCUGGCACCUCGCUUUUCGAAUGGUUCAUUCAAUAACAGUGGCUAUGACCCGCUCUAUUGUUAUGGGUGUGAGUGGAAAGAUUACACUUAUGAGGGCACUCCAUGGGAAUACUCCUUUGUUAUCCCCCAUGAUGUGAAGACUCUGAUUGAGUUCAUGGGGGGCGCGAAAAAAUUCGAGUCUCGACUUGACGUGAUGGUAAGCCGCACUUCCAACAUUGUAAGCUAG
Penicillium soppii is the source of this 1926-nucleotide messenger RNA. RefSeq lists its product as uncharacterized. The record is from RefSeq and is a predicted model, not a curated record. The transcript is spliced from 7 exons. Gene Ontology annotation, biological process: protein quality control for misfolded or incompletely synthesized proteins; carbohydrate metabolic process; glycoprotein catabolic process. Gene Ontology annotation, cellular component: nucleus; cytosol. Lineage: Eukaryota; Fungi; Ascomycota; Eurotiomycetes; Eurotiales; Aspergillaceae. Bases 1 to 1926 code for a protein of 641 amino acids. Gene Ontology annotation, molecular function: carbohydrate binding; peptide-N4-(N-acetyl-beta-glucosaminyl)asparagine amidase activity.